Messenger RNA from Vitis riparia (riverbank grape), 2951 nucleotides. Its product is annotated as probable E3 ubiquitin-protein ligase RHG1A. NCBI's taxonomy places the organism in Eukaryota, Viridiplantae, Streptophyta, Magnoliopsida, Vitales, Vitaceae. The transcript is spliced from 6 exons. The coding region runs from base 397 to 2601 and encodes 734 amino acids. The record is from RefSeq and is a predicted model, not a curated record. Gene Ontology annotation, molecular function: ubiquitin protein ligase activity.
AGGACACCUUCGGCUUUGUUGGUUUAUUAAAUUGAAUUGUUAGGAAACUGCUGCUCGUGUGACUAUUAACUUCUCUCUCUUCAUACCAUUCUCAUCUCCUCUAACCCUCUCUCUUUCUCCCUUUCCUCACUGUGUUUGUCGUCUCUCUCUCUUUUUUCCCCUCUCUAUCUUUUCUCCAGGAAGGGGAAAAAAACGAGGAAGCAGCUAAGGGGGGAAAGAGAGCCUUCUCCUUCAUUUUUUUUGGCCCUCUUAUUGUAGAUCCAUCGGUUUCUUCUCCGCUCAUCUCCUGCUCUUCUAUCAUUUGAUUGGCCAAAGAAGUCCUUGUGUGAAUUACUGUGUGGAUUGGAAUUUUCUUUGGAACCUUUACAAUUUUAAAGCAGUUACCAGUUGGCCUUAAUGCAAGGGCAAAAAGGUGCUAUUGGUUCCUUGCCUGAAACAUUAAACUUUGACCAUGGAUCUACAUCAAGCGGUGCUGGUUUAGAUCAGCAACUUUGCUGGAAUAAUAUGCGGAAUCCUGCAGAAAACCGGUUAGCAGAUUAUAUGCAACCACCCAGUGAUACAAAUCUUGCAUUUCUGAAUUCUAUUAGUCAUGGAGGGCAAAACUUGAGUGGAUGGAGUUUAGGUGAACCCAGUUCGAUUAACACACAAAAUAUUGUCAGCUGUGAUGAAUGUAAAACAGAACAUGGUUGGGCAACUUCGGUGAGUGGUUGUGCUGGAGCUGGUCCAAGGUUAGAAGAACACCGAUGUGAACCAUCAAAUGUGCUUUCACUGGAUAAUGUUAAUGUAAAUCCUAGCAGCAAUCAGAUUGUCAAUGGACCUUUGUUUUUGCAAAGUUCCAGUUCUGAUGCUAUUGCUCAGAAUCUUAAUCUAAAUGCAGGAUUUGUGGGUUCUGGUGGUGAUGAUUGUCAAGGCUUGGAAUGCCCUAAUUUAUACAAGUCUAGUGGGUCAGAAAAUCUUCCAUCAGCUAGUAGCUCUUCUGAUCCUUUUGGGCCUCGCAUUUUGAGUGGUGGAUAUUUGGUGGAAGAGAAUGAUGGUAGGCCAGGUAGUUCUUUGGAAGGUCGUCGUUUGUCCUGUAAAAGGAAGGCCCUUGAAGGAAACAUUGGCCAAUCUUCUGUUGGUGGGAGUUCCAGCAGCUUUCAGCGAACAGAAAAUAAUGUAUGGCAUGCUGUUGUUCCCGCUCGUUAUAAUGCUGGUAACGGUUUAAGUAUCUCUAGCCCCUCAGGGAAUAUUAUUGGUGCUAGCCCUGCAGAACAGGUGAACCCAAGACUUGGGCUGGGUGUGAGGCGAGUAGCUACUGACAGCCUUCCUGUUUUAAAUGUGCCAGGAAGUGCAGAAAGCUCUCAUAGGAAUUUCCGUAUGAGGAUAAAUCCUUCACAUCAGCAAGAUUCUGUGCCCCAUAAUUUAUUUUCAACAGGUGGAUCUGUUAGGCACUCUAAUGUUUCAUCACACCAGCAGUCAACAAGACUUAUACCAGUUAAUCAUGCUCCAGACUUGAGGUCAACGCCAGCAGCAGACAAUGCAAGUUCUCAAAGCCAAUCUGUUGUCAACCAUGCUCCUAACUUGCCUAGAACCAUGCAAUCUUUUAGAUGGAGUGGAGCUUCUAGCUCAAGACAUGGCAAUUCAUCAAGUCCUCUCAUUUCUGGUGAGAGAGAUGCUGCACCUCGUGAGGAAUCCAGUUCAAGAAGCAUGCCAAGAAACACUCUGGAGCAUUCAAUGUUUUUACCUGCAAUUGAUCUCAGAUCUUUGCCUCAAAAUCCUACAAAUAGGAAUUUAGCUGGUGGAAAUAUGACCACCCCUGGAAAUUCUGCUUCUACUUCUCGGACUGGCUCAAGUUCAGGUGUCAAUUCAUCAUCUGCUCCUACCUGGGGUCCUCCUCGUGAUCCUCCUUCACAAUAUUCACGAAGAUUAUCAGAAUAUGUUCGCCGAUCAUUGUUUUCUUCUGUUGGUGCUGACUCUGGAGGCCAGAGCAGCAACUAUUCUCCAUUACGUUCAGGUCCUUCACCUUCCUCACAGGAGGUGGUGCCUUCAUCUGGAGCUGGCAACCAGGGGCAUCAUCAAUCAUAUCCAAGGUCAGCAUUAUUGAUGGAAAGACAUGGUGAUGGUGUUCUCGGAAUUCCCUAUUCAUUGCGUACCUUGGCUGCUGCCAGUGAAGGAAGAAGCAGGCUAGUAUCUGAGAUUCGCAAUGUCUUGGAUCUCAUGCGUAGGGGUGAGGACUUGCGAUUUGAGGAUGUCAUGAUCCUGGACCAGUCAGUAUUUUUUGGGGUGGCUGAUAUUCAUGAUCGUCAUAGGGAUAUGCGACUUGAUGUGGAUAAUAUGUCUUAUGAGGAGCUAUUGGCUCUGGAAGAGCGCAUCGGAGAUGUGUGCACUGGAUUGAGCGAAGAAACUAUAUUGAAGCGGCUGAAACAGCGAAAAUAUUGGUCAGUGGCCAGAGGAGCUGAGGUCGAAGUGGAACCCUGCUGUAUUUGUCAGGAGGAAUAUGGAGAUGGAGAAGAUAUUGGGACUCUGGAAUGUGGUCAUGAUUUCCAUUAUAGCUGUAUUAAACAGUGGCUGAUGCACAAGAACUUGUGCCCCAUUUGUAAAACAACUGCCCUGGGUAUAUGAGAGGGGCUAUUUUGAGGCUAUUACUUGAAAAAGGAUUGCACAAGGGUGGGGCCGAGAGUGGUGAAACCAACACCCGGCGGAUGCUGCUUUGUUUCCCCCUUGGGAGCUAGUUUCUCAUGGCAUCAAUCUCUUCUAUGUCAUGCAAAGACCCAGAUGUAUUUCUUUUCUUCUUUAUAUUUUAAUUAAAGCUGGCAAUCUCCUGGGGGAGGUUGCAAACCAUUAAGGGGGACAUUAAAGCAAAACUUGUUUUUAACUUUUCAUUUAUUCAUGAACAGCAUUGAUCAUCGGAAAGAAUACAUUUUUUUUUAUUAAGUAGUUUAUAAGAGUCUUUUGCCUACUGGUUACUUCUA